AUGGCGUCCCAAGAACAAAAUAUGCCAUUCAUCAAAAACCUGGCCUCCAGCGACCGCAAGCUCCGGACCCAGGCCCUGACCUCGCUCCAGACCUUCCUCGGCUCCCACCGUGCCCUCAGCCGCCUCGACUCCCUCAAGCUCUGGAAGGGCCUCUUCUACGCCAUGUGGAUGUGCGACCGCCCCGUGCCCCAGCAGAACCUCGCCGCCGAGCUCGCCGCCCUGACCGCCUGCCUGCGCGACGACGACGUGCCCGCCUGGCUCUCCGCCUUCUGGGAGACCAUGGCCCGCCAGUGGACCGACAUCGACGUCCUCCGCAUGGAGAAGUUCCUCCUCCUCGUCCGCCGCACCUUCGCCGCCGGCCUGCGCUGGGUCCUCGACGCCGACUGCGCCCCCGCCCGCGCCGACGCCCUGCUCGCCGUCUGCGCCGAGUUCCCCUUCGAGCUCGAGGGCGACCUGCGCAAGGUCCCCGUCGGCCUGCGCCUGCACGCCGUCGACAUCUGGGUCGACGAGCUCGAGCGCCUCGGCAUGCUCGCCGGGGACGCCGCCGACGAAAAGACCGUCGCCUUCGCGCGGAGGCUGAGCCAGCUCGUCGAGCCGCUCAAGAGGUCGCCCGUCAAGACGGUGCGCGCAAAGGCCGCCGACGCCGUCGAGGACGAGAGGCUGCCGUGGGUCGAGGGCAAGGCCGACGAGGACGCGACGGCGACACCGGUGGCGGGCGGCGGCAACGACGACGAGUGGGGCGGCAUCGACGAAAAAUAG
Molecule: messenger RNA, 759 nt
Organism: Colletotrichum navitas
Lineage: Eukaryota; Fungi; Ascomycota; Sordariomycetes; Glomerellales; Glomerellaceae
Product: nucleolar protein,Nop52
Exons: 2
Coding region: 1-759 (252 amino acids)
Biological process (GO): rRNA processing
Cellular component (GO): nucleus; preribosome, small subunit precursor
Source: RefSeq, a predicted model, not a curated record